AAGAGCGCUUCUGGUGAAGACGCCUUCUUCGCGGCCACUGUAGGCGGGAGCACGGGUCAUGUAGCCUUCGGGCUAGCUGAUGGUGUUGGAGGAUGGCAAGAUUCUGGUGUUGAUCCUUCCGACUUCAGUCAUGGUUUAUGCGGUCUUAUGGGAGGCACCGCAUAUAUGCAUGAGGGUCUCGAUAACGGCAAGAAUGUCGAGCCAAGGGCGCUCCUACAGAUGGCAUAUGACGCCGUGAUAAGCAAUCCACGGAUCAUGGCCGGCGGCAGCACGGCGAGUUUGGCGGUAGUUGACGGCGAUGGGAAUAUGCAAACAGCCAAUCUUGGUGACUCUGGCUUCUUGGUGCUCGGACCUGGGAAGGUGGUACAUCGCUCACAAGUCCAGACUCAUGCCUUUAAUACGCCAUACCAGCUUUCGAAGGUGCCACCGAAGAUGGCCGCUCAGCACGCCAUCUUCGGCGGCCAAGCACAUUUCGCCGAAACGCCUAGUCAAGCAGAUGUGGAAACGCAUCGACUGAAGCACGGUGACAUCGUGCUCUUCGCUACAGAUGGCGUUUGGGAUAACCUGUCCGCUCAAGACACGCUCGGCAUUGUUACGCAGGUCAUGGUGGAGCAGGGGUACUGGUUUAGGAGCCACAACUUCGCAGGCGCUGAGACAAUGCUUAAUGAGUCACUUGUCCGCUCGAUUGCGAAGAAGAUUGACAGCGAGCAGCAUACUAAGUAUUUGCCAGGCUUGCUAGCGACCGCUGUAAUGCGCGAAGCGAAGCGCGCUGGCUUGGAUCGAAGAAGAGACGGGCCCUUUGCGAAGGAGGUCAAUAUGAGGUUUCCACAGGAAGGCUGGCAGGGAGGUAAGCCAGACGACAUUGCAGUGGUCGUCUGCGUGGCUGUUGAAGACGCA
This is a messenger RNA of Baudoinia panamericana UAMH 10762, 897 nucleotides long. RefSeq lists its product as uncharacterized. The record is from RefSeq and is a predicted model, not a curated record. The annotation marks the transcript as partial. The transcript is spliced from 2 exons. NCBI's taxonomy places the organism in Eukaryota, Fungi, Ascomycota, Dothideomycetes, Mycosphaerellales, Teratosphaeriaceae.